This is a messenger RNA of Oncorhynchus mykiss (rainbow trout), 1784 nucleotides long. The record is from RefSeq and is a predicted model, not a curated record. NCBI's taxonomy places the organism in Eukaryota, Metazoa, Chordata, Actinopteri, Salmoniformes, Salmonidae.
UAGUUAGCUGGCUAGCUUCUGAAGUGGGUUCUGGUUCAAAAGUAGGAAAAAUAGCAGAUCCAUACCACAUUGGGUGAGGUGGGUUGCAGGAGAGUAUGUUCAGUCCGUAGUUGGAAAUGAAAAAUAUGUACAAAUUAUAUACAAAGAAUACGAUAUAGAUGAGACAUUUUCAGCUGCCCCUUUAAGGUUACUGUGGUAACGGGGCCAUUCCAGUCAUCACGUGCAGUGCCUGUGAGAAUCUGAGGGACGGGACAAGUUAAAGCGGAUCACUUUUGGUCAAGUAAUUGACACCACCUUUCAGAGUGUGUUGCAUUAUGGUUAUAAAAAUUGUCCGGCUUGCGACUACAUGUCGACUCCAUGAACUUUACAAAAAUCAUGAAGUUGCUUCUCACCAACGGCACCAUGCAGCAGCCAUCACCUGCAUUGUGUGGGGCACAAUUUGCCUAAAUGCAUUAUGGUGCGUUUGUUUGACUCACAUAUUGUUUGUAGCAGGCCUGUCCUUUGUCAUCGGCUUGGAGCGUACCUUCAAAUUCUUCUUCCAGAGACACAAAUUUAAAGCCACAAGUUUCUUCCUGGGAGGGGUGCUGGUGGUUCUGAUUGGCUGGCCUAUCAUUGGAGUGGUGCUGGAGAUCUAUGGAUUCUUCCUCUUAUUCAGGGGCUUCUUCCCAGUGGCAGUAGGCUUCAUCAGGAGGUUGCCUGUCCUCGGGUCCAUACUGAACCUCCCAGUGAUUAGUGGAUUUGUGGACAAAGUCGGCGAGAGCAACAAUAUGGUAUAACAGUGAACAUCUUUGGAUUGGAGGAUAUGAAAUGGCUUUACUCUAUUUAUAAUAGUUUAUAUUGGUGACUUUUCUCUACUGGUCAACUACUGGCCAAGACUACCCCCAUGUUAAAGGUCAAAGCUGUGAAUCAGAAACCUCUUUCUGUUCAAAGGAAAACAAUGUUUCUUUGGGCAGGCAUAUGAAUACAACUGGUAUCGUAAAGUUUCCUUUGACGGAAAUGGUCUCAUAACCUGGUUGCCAUCGAUGGACAAUUGUUACCAAGGGACUACUUUAUUUCAAGGCCCAAUGGGUGAAUUGGGCCCUUUUUGUGUCACUACCCGUUCCUGAUCGACUGAUUAUGAUGAUUGACGUGACUGAACCAACCACUGGAUUGGACAUCGCUAAGGAGGAGAAGUCUUGAAUCUGUUACAGCAGUCUUUCUUCUAGAAUGUUGUUCUGGAAUGUUGUCUGUACAGUCAGAGAAGUGUUUUGGUUACCUUGAUGAAGAGUUUCUGGAAUUUUUGUAUGGCUGUUUAGAGUUGUGUUACACCUGGGUACUGUUCAGGAGGAUGUAGCUUUACAGAACAUUCCGAUAUUGUGUAGAACAGAUAUGAUUGUCAGAUAGUGAAUUAUGUCAGCUGUAUUUACUCCAUUUCUAUCUGCAAUGUUCAGAAUGUUUUGCAUCAUUAAAUACUAAGCUGUUGAAGAUGAAUUGCCCUGUGCGCACAACGGGUCACAAAUGGGUACAUUCAUUUAAGCUAGUCCAGGACACUAGGUGAGUUGAAUUUACACAAUUUAAACUAUUCCUUCCUAAAGUGAAAAUGUCCACCCACCUGGGGCACUGGGCGAGCUAAAACGAAUGCAUCCAAUGCUACAGAUGUCUCCACAACCCAGAUAUUGAUGGUCUCACAGCAGCUGGGGUUUGUCACUUUCUACUUAAUGUAUUAAGAGGUCUGUCAGAGAGAAGUUUUACUCAAAUGUAUCUUUUGUAAAUACAUACUUGAAAUAGUGUGUUUUAAAAACAAA